This is a messenger RNA of Salvia miltiorrhiza (redroot sage), 2385 nucleotides long. Its product is annotated as polyadenylate-binding protein-interacting protein 3-like. Lineage: Eukaryota; Viridiplantae; Streptophyta; Magnoliopsida; Lamiales; Lamiaceae. The coding region runs from base 197 to 2026 and encodes 609 amino acids. Gene Ontology annotation, cellular component: cytoplasmic stress granule. The record is from RefSeq and is a predicted model, not a curated record. The transcript is spliced from 15 exons. Gene Ontology annotation, molecular function: RNA binding. Gene Ontology annotation, biological process: cytoplasmic stress granule assembly.
UUGGCGAUCAUUAAUUUGAUUCAGCUCCUCAACUCUGAUUCGGAUCCGGCGAAGUAAUCCCAAUUCUCAGUUCGGAAACGACGCCUUGCCUUCUCCGAUCUGACCCUACUUCUCAGAUCGCAUCUUCUCUUUCCCUCUCUCUCUUACCUAUCUACUGGGUUGAGUCAGCUGCCUAUUCUUGAGCUCAUCUUUAAAGAUGAAUAUGCAGCAAGUUGUGCAGCCCAGAUCUUCUUCGAAUGGAUAUGGUCGUCGUAAAGUUGAAAAAGAUCAUGCGGCUAGGUCUGACAGUAAAUUUCAGACGGGGAAAGCAAAUUAUAGCAGGACUAAUUUUGGUAAAGGAGGGGUACUUGAACCGCCUUCACGUGAUCGAUUGAUAUAUUUAACUACAUGCCUCAUUGGACAUCAAGUGGAAGUCCAGGUGAUGGAUGGAUCUGUGUUUUCUGGAAUAUUUCAUGCAACAAAUGCAGAUGAUUUUGGAAUUGUUCUGAAGAUGGCUCACUUGAUUAAAGAUGGUUCUCAAGGACAAAAAGAUGUUUCAGAUUCUAUUAGCAAGCCUUCUUCAAAGACACUGAUUAUACCAGCUAACGAUCUUAUACAAGUGAUAGCAAAGGGAGUGCCUGUAACAAGGGAUGGGCUAUCAAAUGAGCUGCAAUAUGAAAGGCAGCAAGAGCUAUUAACAGAUUCCUGCAUAUCACAGUCCCGGCAUGUUGAUGUGGGAAGAGAAUUGGAGCGCUGGAUCCCUGAUGAAAACGAUCCAAGUUGCCCUGAUCUUGAGAACAUUUUUGAUAGCCCUUGGAAAAGGGGCUGGGAUCAAUUUGAAGCAAAUGCAACUUUAUUUGGAGUUAAGAGCACCUUCAACGAGGAACUUUACACAACAAAGCUUGAGAAAGGUCCUCAAAUGAGAGAAUUGGAGAAAGAAGCUAUGCGGAUAGCUAGAGAGAUUGAGGGUGAGGAUACCCGUGAUCUUCAUUUAGCAGAGGAAAGAGGUAUUCAGCUUGAUGAAAAUGUAGAAAUUGAUGAAGAAACACGAUUCUCCUCAGUCUACCGGCCAGUCGAUGACAGUGGAUAUGAUGAGAUUGAGGACAUAUUACUGGAUUCACGAAAUGAUGAAACAUUUGGUGAUACCUUGAGUUCUGUUAUUGGCAAACCUCCGAUGGACAUUUUUCCUGGGAAAACUGGUGAUGGGGCUCAAUUGCCAUCAAGAUUUUCAUCAUUGGGAGAAGUGCAAUCUACUGUGUCCAGUAGCAGGGAUGUGUACCAUUCAGGUUCCGAGGAUCAUGGCAGACAGAUAUUGACUGAACAGCUUCCUAAAGAAUCCUCUGGGAUAUAUGCAAGCAGGGUUCUUGACAACCAAUAUACAGGGUAUGCUGAAAGUAAUAGUGUUCAGGAUGAUAGAGAUAAGCCAGUGUUGCCUGAUCGAGGUGGAGCAUCAAAGGCUGAGGCUUUUGAUCCAUCACAUGUAUCAUCCAAAGGAGAGGAGAAAGUGAGCUCUACUAAUGAGCUAUCGGAGGGCGUAUUGCCUCCUAAAACUCAAGUGUCAGCAAAUUCUCUUGCCCGGCCCAAUAGUUCUGCAUCAUCCACUUCUGAUCGUGGAGGUGCUGCUUCAACGUCUGCUAGCCGAGGAUUGUCAUCUAGUUCAUCAGUUGGUUCAUUGUCCUCAGAGAAGUCAUCUCUGAAUCCAUAUGCUAAGGAAUUUAAGUUAAAUCCGAAUGCAAAGAGUUUCACCCCAUCUCAGUCGUCUAUAAGGCCUUCUUCUCCAGUUGCUGAUGGUCCCUUCUACUAUCCAGCUAAUGUGGCACCAAUGGCUCAGAUGCAUGGAAUGCCCGUUAAUAUUGGGAUUGGACCUACCUUUGCUACUCACCAGCCUGUUAUGUUCAAUCCACAGGCUGCACCAGUGCCACAGCCAUACUAUCAUCCAAACGGACCUCAGUAUGGGCAGCAUAUGAUAAUUGGACAACAUCGGCCAGUUUUGUACAUGCCAACUUAUCCAGCAGAAAUGCCUUACAACAAGGGGAGAGAAUUUUGAUCAAGGCUAGCCAACAACAUUAGCAGUUUUGUCUUUGCUCGGCAAAUGUCUAAACUUACAACGACAGGCUGCUGCAAAAUGAUUUUUCCGAUAAGGCCCACCCGCUGAAGAAACAUUGCUCAGCUCUGGAGACCAAUAGGAAAUUUGUGCUUUUAGCUUGUGGUAACAUGUGUUCACAAGCCAGUACAUUUUAAAUUAUGUUCAUGUUCUAGUAUGGAGUGUUCACUUUUUUUUUUCUUUUUCGUUUUUUCGAUCAUUUUUUCUCAUGUUGUGAUUUUAGUCAUCAUUUGUUGAAUUAUUGUGAUUAUUAAGUGUUUUUUUUUAUUGUGGUUUGUAAAUAAAACACUACCAUCUCUUCA